AGAAGCAACACAGCAUUCUUUUCAAUAAUAAUUAUGUUUUGGAGGCUGGGGGGGUUUGGAUUUGCAAGUGCAUCGGUGAUUGAUAGUUUAUUGGAGAAAGCUCCAGAUGUAACGUUGGAGGAGAUAUUAGAUGAAGAAGAAUUAUUGCAGGAAUGCAAAUCACAUAAUCCUAAGUUGAUCGAAUAUUUAAGGGAGCCAGAUGUAUUGCGUAAACUUCUUAAAUAUAUAAUUACGGAAGAUUUGGAUGAAAAAGUGAAACAAAAAUACCCGUAUAUUGCGUGUGAAGUAUUAUCAUGUGAAAUAUGGUCAAUAUGUGAAACUAUUAUGGAAAAUAAAAUGCUAUUGUUUGAAUUUUGGGAAUUUUUAGAACGCCCAGGACCUUUGGAUCCAUUACAAGCAUCAUAUUUUUCUAAAGUGAAUGAACAAUUUUUUGAAAAAAAGACAGAAGAAAUGAUACUUUUUAUUCAAAGUAUUCCAAAUAUUGUUUUUAAAAUAUUAAAUCAUAUCGAAACAAGUGCUAUUACUGAUUUAUUGUUGAAAAUUAUCAGUAUUGAACAAAAUGAUCUUGGAGUAAUUAAUUGGCUUCAAAACGAGUCAUUGAUUCCAUAUCUUCUUUCAAAAAUGAAUCCUCAUGUUGAUCCAAGUACACAAACCGCUGCAGCUGAUCUCUUAAAAGAGAUUAUUGCGAUUUCUUCAAGUUCCGAAAAUCAAAGAAGCAUUGGAUCGAAUGCAUUAUUACGGGAACUUGUAUCAAAAGAAAGCAUAGAAAUUCUUGUUAAAUUUAUGUUUGAUACAGAAGCACCAUUUUCUUCAUCAAGCCUUAUUAAUAGUACAAGUGUCAUUAUUGAGCUUAUUAGAAAAAAUAAUAGCGAUUAUAACAGAGUAUCAUUUUUUGACAUUUCUUUUGCAAAAAAUACGUCAGGGGAAAAAGGUCCUAUUUAUCUUGGUAAUAUGUUAAAAAUAUUAGCAUCUCAUAUACCCGAUUUUCAAAAGAUUCUUCUUGAUCCUAGAAUGCCUAAAGAUGAAAUUGAAAUUGCAUAUGAUAAAAUUAAACCCUUAGGUAUUGAGAGACUUCGUAUUUGUGAGCUUUAUGCGGAAUUACUGCAUUGUAGUAAUAUAAUAUUAUUAAAUAAACCUGAAAAUGGUCCGAAGAUUAUGAAAAAAGACGAAUUAUGCGAUAAAACAGAAGAAAACCUGCAAAAUACAAAAAUAGCAGGGGGUUCAGACAUUUCUGAGAACUUAGAAACAUAUGAAGUCUUUAAUACUGAACAGGUAUUUUCAUGGGAAAAUCUUUCAUUUAAAUAUAUAGAUUCAAAUGAGGUUCUUGAAAAUAAAGAGCAUCUUUUAGAUAAAAAUAGCAGUAUAGAAGAUAUAUUUUUAGAAAAAAUCACUAAAAUAAAAUCACCUAUACCGGAGAAUGAUUUUGAUAAUUAUUCUAGUGAAUUAAAUUCAAAGGAAUCUGAAACAAAUAACACUUUAGUAAACCAUUUAAAUAAUAAUAAUAAUAAUGAUCUAAGAAAGGAAGAUGUGGAAUCAGAUGAAAAUUUGGGUCAUUUCGAAAAUAGUUAUGAUGCUUUAAAUAUACCAUUGCAGAAUAAUUUAUCAGAUGAAAAAUAUUGUGCCGAUAUAAACGAGAUUACUGUGGUACAUGAUAAUACAGAUACUAUUUUUGAGCUAGAUGUUAGUGAUUAUUUGAAGAUACAGUUUAUUGAACAUAAAGUCCUUUCUACAUUAUUGGAUAUGUUCUUCAUAUUUCCAUGGAAUAAUUUUCUACAUAUUGUUGUAUACGACAUUAUUCAACAAGUUUUUAAUGGUCCUAUGGAUGAAAAAUAUUGCAGCGCUUUAGCAAUAGAUUUAUUUUCUCAAGGAAAAAUUUGUGAAAAAAUUAUUCAAGGUCAAAGAGAUAAUGAUAAUGCAGUUUCUAAACCAUGUGGUGUUCGAUUAGGAUAUAUGGGCCAUUUGACUUUAAUCGCUGAAGAAGUUAUCAAAUUUACAAAACGAUAUUCUCAUACAAUAUCUUCUAUUAUUGCUGAAAAAGUUUUAUCAACUCAAUGGAUUGAUUAUGUCGAGGAUAGUUUGGCUAAAACAAGAGAAAAAGAUAAUGCUAUUCUAGGGGGGAUUCGGCCUCAUCAUUUAUCUCUUCAUUCUGUCACUGAUUUCGAUGAUCAUGGUUUACAGGAUUUUAUCUCAGAUGUCACCGAUAUCGAUUAUGAUGACGAUGACGAUGAUGACGAUGAUUUAAAUAGAAGAAUAAAUUUAUUUGGAAUACAAGAUAUUAAUGAUAAACAUUCUAUAACUGAUAUGGAUGACGAUAGGGAUUUAAAACACGACCAAUUUUCGAGAUAUAUUAAUCAGCAAUCCAUAGAUAAAUUUUCGAAUAAUUAUGGAAGACCUGAUAAUGAUAAGGAAGAUAUUUCUUGGAUAGAAGAAAAUGAGGCUUUCAAAAACAAUCAAAUUACAAGUGAUUUAAAUCCUUCUCAAUGUCAAGAAAUAACGGACGAGGAAUUUGUUAACAAACCUUUAAAUGAUAUAUUUGAACAAAAAAUAUAUAAUGAAUAUCAAGAAAAUUAUAUUGAUAAAAAUACAAUUGUUGAUAGUUUUUUAAUACUUGGUGAAAAACAAGAAAAAAUAGAUAAUAAUUAUGGUAAUUUUAACAAUAAAUCAGAUUUAAAUUCAGAUAACCAUAUACAAGAUUUAGAUUAUAGAUUACUUGAUUCAAUAACAAUCUCGGAACAAGAAAUACAAGAUAAAUAUUAUAACACUACUGAAAAAAUAUCUAAACUUUAA
This is a messenger RNA of Pneumocystis murina B123, 2787 nucleotides long. RefSeq lists its product as hypothetical. Gene Ontology annotation, cellular component: nucleus; cytosol. Gene Ontology annotation, molecular function: protein phosphatase regulator activity; protein phosphatase binding. The record is from RefSeq and is a predicted model, not a curated record. The coding region runs from base 34 to 2787 and encodes 917 amino acids. The transcript is spliced from 8 exons. NCBI's taxonomy places the organism in Eukaryota, Fungi, Ascomycota, Pneumocystomycetes, Pneumocystales, Pneumocystaceae.